This is a messenger RNA of Aspergillus luchuensis, 1425 nucleotides long. RefSeq names its product putative nucleoporin. Lineage: Eukaryota; Fungi; Ascomycota; Eurotiomycetes; Eurotiales; Aspergillaceae. Gene Ontology annotation, cellular component: nuclear pore central transport channel; nuclear pore. The transcript is spliced from 3 exons. Gene Ontology annotation, biological process: nuclear pore organization; protein localization to nuclear inner membrane; NLS-bearing protein import into nucleus. Gene Ontology annotation, molecular function: structural constituent of nuclear pore. The record is from RefSeq and is a predicted model, not a curated record. The coding region runs from base 1 to 1425 and encodes 474 amino acids.
AUGUCUCUUUUCGGUCAAGCUGCGGCCCCGUCCACGGGCGGCGGCCUCUUUGGACAAGCCAACAACACCGCAAAUAAGCCCAGUCCCUUCGGUGGAGGUGGCGGUCUUUUCGGAAAUACCUCGACGACAAACACUACGCAGCAGAACACCACGGGCGGAUUGUUCGGAGGUGCGACGCAGACCCAGCAACCGUCGGGAGGAGGUCUCUUCGGCGGCGCCACAAACACACAAACUCAGCAGCCAUCCGGCGGACUGUUCGGCCAAACCGCGACUCAGCAGAAGCCAGCCGGUGGUGGUCUUUUCGGAGGACUGGGGCAGACGCAACAGCCCCAGCAACAACAACAGCAGACUACUGGAGGGAGCUUGUUCGGGCAGAAACCCCUUGGAGGAGGUGGAGGAGGGUUGUUCGGUCAGCAACAGCAGUCGCAGGCGCCGCAGCAGCAGGGUGGUGGUCUGUUUGGUGGGCUGGGUCAGACGCAGCAGCCUCAACAGCAGCAACAACCGAGUUUGUUCGGAGGUUCUCUACUAGGAGGACAGCAGCAGCAACAGCAACCGGCGCAGCAACAGCAGCAGCCCCAAUUGGGCCAGACUCAGAUGGGUCAGUCGACGGCACAGCUCGGUUCGAGUCUGUGGGAGCCGGGCCGUGCAGUUACCGGAGUCCACCGCACCGUACCGAUGCAGAUUCAGAUUGUAAAGGACAAGUGGGAUGCGUCCAGCCGUUCCUCUCCCUUCCGCGCGUACUUGUAUAACAAUGUCGGCGAAGAAAUGGCGCCUUUCUACCAGCCGGGUCCGGAGGACGAUGACACAAAAUGGGAGGAUGCGCUGCGGAAGCGGCCCGAUUCGGGAUAUGUUCCUGUGCUCGUCAAGGGCUUUUUCGAGUUGGGCAAGCGUGCGCAGCGCCAGAAGGAUUUCCUUACCAUGAUGCAGACGCGACUCCACGAGAUCAACAACUGCCUGUCGGAUCUGCUGUCUCGGCACGAUCUGAAGAUUUCGGUCAAGAUCGCUGACUGCCGCCGGAAACAUCUCGUCCUCAGCAAGCGGUGUCUGGCGCUUGCGGCCAAGACGCAGGUGCUGCGGAAUCGCGGCUACGCCAUGGAUGACGCGGAGGAGGAGCUGAAGAAGAAGCUCAGCCAGCUGGAGCGGUCGGUCUUUGACCCGUCACUGAAUGGACGGGCGGAGGAGAUCUGGGCGCGCAUGCUGGCGAUCCGGGAACACUCGCGACGUCUACAGCAGGAGAUGGAGCGGGCCGGACCCAGCGCGGCGGCGCAGGCGGACGACGAGCUGGACGAGCAGACGAUGAAGACGGCCAAGAAGAUAUUGGAUGACUACCACACGCAAAUCCAACACUUGCAGAAGGAACUCGAAGCAGUGAGAAAGGACUUUGAGGAGGCACAGAAGCUUCCCGGGGGAGCCGUGAACCACUGA